This is a messenger RNA of Dipodomys spectabilis (banner-tailed kangaroo rat), 867 nucleotides long. RefSeq names its product OTU deubiquitinase 6A (gene Otud6a). Lineage: Eukaryota; Metazoa; Chordata; Mammalia; Rodentia; Heteromyidae. The transcript has a single exon. Gene Ontology annotation, molecular function: cysteine-type deubiquitinase activity. Gene Ontology annotation, biological process: protein K11-linked deubiquitination; protein K27-linked deubiquitination; protein K29-linked deubiquitination. The record is from RefSeq and is a predicted model, not a curated record. The coding region runs from base 1 to 867 and encodes 288 amino acids.
AUGGAAGAUUCUCAGAACAACCGUCAGCGGAUUUUACGCCGCCACCGGCGUGAAAGAAAAGAACUACAAGAUCAGAUCUGCGCCAUGAAGAACACAGUCCCAAAAACUGACAGAAAGAGACGAAAGCAGAUGCUCCAGGAUGUGGCUCGCCUUGAGGCCGAGUUGGAACAGCGGCACCAACAAGAGUUGGAGAAGUUUCUACCGCCUGAGGACCAAGACGUCGAGUCUGUCACCAAAAAUCUGGCCAAAAUCAAUCUAGAAAACCAACCUCCUCGUGUUUGCCGAGCAGAAAAAAGAAGGGAAAGAAAAGCGGCCCUCAGAAAAGAACGCCAAGAGAGGGUCGACGAGAGUGAGACUGAACAUUUGUCCAAUUACCGUCGUCAGGAAGAAGAAAAGGUCGCAGCCAUCCUCGGGGCCAAAAAUCUGGCCAUGAAGGAUAUCCCAGCCGAUGGCCACUGUAUGUUCCGGGCCAUUCAAGAUCAACUGCCGUUCCCAGUCACCAUCGAUAGCUUGCGCCGCCGUACUGCUGAUUACAUGCAGAAGCACGUCGAUGAUUUCUUGCCUUUCUUUACUGAUGCAGAGCCUGGCGACGGUUACACCCACGAUGACUUCAAGACCUACUGCGACAACAUCGUGAGGGGCUCAUGGGGAGGCCAGCUGGAGCUGACGGCGCUGUCUCACAUCCUGCAGACCCCCAUCGAAGUAGUUCAGGCAGAGUCCCCCAUCAUCAUGAUUGGAGAGGAGUACAACAAGAAGCCACUCACUUUGGUGUACCUGCACCACGCCUGCAGCUUCGGUGAGCAUUACAACUCCGUCAAGCCGCUCGAAGCCGGCGCUGUGGGCGGAAUUGCCCCACGCCUCUACUAG